This is a messenger RNA of Cynara cardunculus var. scolymus (artichoke), 519 nucleotides long. Its product is annotated as 60S ribosomal protein L13a-4-like. Bases 74 to 325 code for a protein of 83 amino acids. Gene Ontology annotation, cellular component: ribosome; cytosolic large ribosomal subunit. Lineage: Eukaryota; Viridiplantae; Streptophyta; Magnoliopsida; Asterales; Asteraceae. The record is from RefSeq and is a predicted model, not a curated record. Gene Ontology annotation, biological process: translation; negative regulation of translation. Gene Ontology annotation, molecular function: structural constituent of ribosome; mRNA binding. The transcript has 3 exons.
AAACUUCAUUCUUAUAAAUCUUGGUAACUUUUGUUUGUAUGGUAAGCAGGGUAUCUAAAGUGGACCAUAUAGCAUGUUGAAUCUUUCUGACAUGCAUGCCAUCAUCUAUAACCGUGGUCCUGCUGCACUUGCAAGGUUGAAGGUUUACGAAGGGGUUCCCACUCCUUACAACAGGAAGAAGAGGAUGGUUAUCCCCGAUGUUCUCAAGGUUUUGAGGCUUACAGUUGGACACAAGUAUUGCUUGCUUGGCCAAUUAUCAUCUGAGGUUGGCUGGAAUCACUAUGAAACCAUCAACGCAUUUGACGUAAUCUACCUGUUAAAAUAGAGAAAUCCUUGCCAAGGCUAAGUUUAGUUGUUGUUUUGGGAAGGUAGCUUCCUCAAUAGUGGAUGAUCAUAGAGGUAUGGAAAUUUAUAUAUAAUUCAUGCUUCAAGUAGCGUUUCUUUAACUCUUUUUCCACUUACAUAGUAAUAAUAGCUUGUGUGAUGCUAACAAUUUUCUUGGAAACUUUCAAUAAACAA